Stylonychia lemnae is the source of this 1218-nucleotide messenger RNA. Lineage: Eukaryota; Ciliophora; Spirotrichea; Sporadotrichida; Oxytrichidae. The record is from the annotation of a GenBank genome assembly.
AUGUAAUAGAUACAAAAAGGAUUUGAAAAAUAUGGACUUAAGAACUCAGAGAGAGGAGUAUUUGUAGUCAUAUUAAAUGCUCCCAAGGGCAAGAAAGUAGAACUCCUCAACUAAAUUAGAGAGAUUUGUCCAGAACAGUUUGAAGAUAUCUCUAGACAUGUUGAAUUUUAAGAUAUGGACGCUAUCAUUCAGCAAUUUGAGAUAAAGGAAAUUGAAAAGUCUUUUGAAAACGAGAGUGAUAAUCUCAACCCUGAGAAAGAAUAGCUAGAAAAUGCAGAGAAAAUAUAUGAAUACAGUUCAGGUGUAUUGGUUAUAGGUGCUCCAGGUACGGGAAAGACUACUUUCUGUAAUGCUCUAUAGCAGCUGUUUACUUAGCUAGAGAGAAAGCAUGAGAUAAUAAAUCUCGACCCUGCAAAUGACAAUAUGGAUUAUCAAUGUGGGAUUGAUAUUCAUGAGUUAAUAACUUAAGAAGAUGUGAUGGAAUAAUUUUAACUGGGCCCAAAUGGAAGCAUGAUCUACUGUAUGGAGUUUCUUGAGACGAAUAUUGACUGGUUAAUCUAAAAGAUUUAGGAGUCUAAGAAGAGGUACUUUAUUUUUGACUUGCCAGGAUAGGUUGAAAUAUACUCUAAUCAUCAGUCCUUAAAGAAUAUAAUCUAAAUCUUAUCAAAGAGAUUGAAUUUGCACAUAUCAGCUAUUCAUCUGGUAGAUUGUACUUAUCUCUAUGAUAAAAAUAGAUUCUUAGCCUCCAUGAUGCUGUCCUUGACUGCAAUAAUAGGGAUGGAGAUGCCUUUCAUUAAUGCUAUCACUAAGGUAGACUUGAUGAAGAACUUUGGUCGACCAGAUAUGAAUCUUUCAUUUUACAGUGCAAUUUCUGGUUUAGAAUACAUGUUUUUUGACAGUAAAUUUCAAAAAGAAGGAGGCUUUAAUUAGAAGUAUGGCAAGCUAUCCCUGCAGAUUUGUGAGGUGAUUGAAAAAUUUAAUUAAGUCGGCUUCUCCCUGAUUGACAUCACUAAUAAAAUGACACUUUGCUACAUCUUAAAACUUUUAGAUGAAGGUAAUGGCUAUUUUUAUGAUCCAGAUAAGGUAACCAAUCCUAAAGAAAUGGAGAUAGACUAUGAAGCAGUCACUAACUACAUUUAACAUGAAAAAUACUUUGAUCCGAGCUAGAAAACUAAUGAUGAUGAAAAGAUGUAAGAUGAAGAUGACGAUGGCUAUUGA